UCCCUGAUGCUGAGUUCUGAAAACAGCUCUUCUCAUCCUGAAUUCUUCACCUUGCUUGGAAUCCCAGGGCUGAAAAACACUCAGUUUUGGAUUGCCUUUCCAUUCUGUGUCAUGUUUGUCGUGGCUGUGACUGGAAACAUCACCAUCCUGCAUAUAAUCCGAACUGACCACACCCUGCAUGAGCCCAUGUACAUCUUUCUAGCCAUGCUGGCCAUCACUGACCUGGUCCUGUCCUCUUCCACACAACCUAAAAUGUUAGCCAUAUGCUGGUUUAAUGCUCAUGAGAUUGAAUAUCAUGCCUGCCUCAUCCAGGUGUUCUUCAUCCACACCUUUUCUUCUGUGGAGUCUGGAGUUCUCAUGGCUAUGGCCUUGGACCGCUAUGUGGCUAUCUGCUUCCCACUUAGGCACUCUAGUAUCCUGACCACAUCUGUGGUGGUCAAACUAGGGGCAGUUGUGAUGGUGAGAGGGCUGCUGUGGGUGAGCCCCUUCUGCUUCAUGAUCUCCAGGAUGCCCUUCUGCCCCAACAUGGUCAUUCCCCAAUCAUACUGUGAACACAUGGCUGUGCUCAAAUUGGUGUGUGCUGAUACUAGAAUCAAUCGUGGAUAUGGGCUCUUCGUGGUCUUCUCUGUGGUUGGCUUUGAUAUGAUGGUGAUUGGUAUAUCCUAUGUGAUGAUUUUGAGAGCUGUUCUACAGUUACCUUCAGGUGAAGCCCGCUUCAAAGCUUUUGGUACAUGUGCUUCUCAUAUCUGUGUUAUCUUGGCUUUAUAUAUCCCAGCCCUUUUCACUUUCCUCACUCAUCGCUUUGGUCACCAGGUGCCCCAAGUGGUUCACAUCAUGUUUGCUAAUGUCUAUCUACUGGUACCCCCCAUGCUCAACCCCAUCAUCUAUGGAGUUAGGACCAAACAGAUCAGAGACAGGGUUAUCCAAGGAUGUUGUGGAAAAGACUCCUGA
This is a messenger RNA of Castor canadensis (American beaver), 951 nucleotides long. Its product is annotated as olfactory receptor 52R1-like. NCBI's taxonomy places the organism in Eukaryota, Metazoa, Chordata, Mammalia, Rodentia, Castoridae. Gene Ontology annotation, cellular component: plasma membrane. Gene Ontology annotation, molecular function: olfactory receptor activity; G protein-coupled receptor activity. The record is from RefSeq and is a predicted model, not a curated record. Gene Ontology annotation, biological process: G protein-coupled receptor signaling pathway.